GCGGCGGUUGCCGGGACACCGCGUAAACACUGGAGCGCGCGGUCCAGCCAGUGUCUCUUCUACCUGGUGGAGCCUGCGUUUCCAGAAAGGUGGUGGCUGUGGGAGCCAAGAUGGCCACCCCAAAGAGAACUUUGAACUUUAGUGAAAGUCAUCAGAAAUUAGUAGAUGAAAACUUUCGCAGAAAUUUGGAUAUUAAAGCACUAAAAGAGAUGCAGACUCAAAUCAGCAAACAAAUGGAGAAGAAUAAAACUGAUGACAGUAUUGAGUGCAGGAGAUUCCUCAGAUUAUUACAGAAUGAACAGUUUGAGUUGGAUAUGGAAGAAGCCAUCCAAAAAGCAGAAGAAAACAAAAGAUUGAGGGAACUCCAGCUUGAACAAGAAGAAAAAUUGGCUCUGGAAUUGGCAAAAUUAAAACAUGAAAGUCUAAAGGAUGAAAAAAUGAGACAACAAGUAAGAGAAAACAGUAUUGAGCUCAGAGAAUUGGAGAAGAAAUUAAAAGCAGCUUACAUGAAUAAAGAAAGAGCAGCCCAGAUUGCUGAGAAGGAUGCCAUUAAAUAUGAGCAAAUGAAACGUGAUGCUGAAAUAGCCAAGACCAUGAUGGAAGAGCACGAGAGAAUGAUGAAGGAAGAACAUGCUGCCGAAGAUAGAAAAAACAAAGUUAAAGCGCUGUACUGUCUUGACUUGGAGAAACAACUGGAAGAACAAGAGAGAAAAAAGCAGGAAGCUUAUGAGCACUUGCUGAAAGAGAAACUCAUGAUUGAUGAAAUUGUUAGAAAAAUCUAUGAAGAAGAUCAAAUGGAAAGACAACAAAAAUUAGAAAAAAUGAAUGCAACUAGAAAAUAUAUUGAGGAGUUUCAGAAAGAGCAGACUAUCUGGAGAAACAAGAAACGUGAGGAGAUGGAAGAAGAAAACAGAAAAAUCAUAGAGUUUGCUAACAUGCAGCAGCAAAGAGAAGAACAAAGGAUGGCAAAAGUUCAGGAAAAUGAGGAAAAAAGGCUGCAGCUUCAGAAUGCGCUGACUCAGAAAUUGGCAGAAAUGCUGCGGCAACGUGAAGACCUGGAACAAGUACGACAGGAAUUAUACCAGGAAGAACAAGCUGAAAUAUACAGGAGGCAACUAAGAGAAAAAGUAGAAGAGAAAUUGAGAAAGCAGAGAGAGUUGAAGCAAGAUUUUGAAGAACAAAUGGCUUUGAAGGAAUUAGUAUUACAGGCUGCAAAAGAAGAAGAGGAGGCUUUUAGAAAAACAAUGCUAGCUAAACUUGCUGAGGAUGAUCGAAUAGAAUUAAUGAAUGCUCAGAAACAAAGAAUGAAGCAACUGGAACAUAGAAGGGCUGUGGAAAAACUUAUUGAAGAACGUCGAAACCAGUUUCUUGCAGACAAGCAACGUGAGCUGGAAGAAUGGCAGUUACAGCAAAGAAGACAAGGUUGUAUUAACAAUAUUAUUGAGGAAGAAAGGCUAAAACUUCUCAAAGAACAUGCUACAAAAUUAUUAGGAUAUCUCCCUAAGGGAAUAUUUAAAAAAGAGGAUGAUAUUGAUAUGCUUGGUGAAGAGUUUAGGAAAGCAUAUCAGAAAAGGAAGGAAAUUUGUGAAGAAAAGUGAUACCAUCAAACUUGGAACAGUGAGAAGAAUUCCUAUCCUUUAAAUGAUUGGUAUGAUUCAGCAGUGAAACCAUCAGUGCUUUUCUUUGGAGACAUUCAUUAUUGGUUUGUUAAGAUUUUGUUUCUUCAUAGAAAUCAGCUUUUUCAUCACUGUGACCAAAACACCUGACAAGAGUAAGUAGAGGAAGAAAAGUUUAUCUUGGUGGAAUCCUCCAUGAUCCCCUUAAUCCUAGCGUCUUGCAUUCCUGAAGAACCACACAGUUGAUGCCAAGGUCUCCUGCCAUCUUGAGCAGUAGUCUCUAAGGACUAUGGCUGUAAGCAGCCUGAGUGGCUGAACAAGGUGAAAAUACUUCCUAGUCCCACCCUCACCCUGCAAGCAGGGUUCUUGCAGGGUUUCUUCUCAAAAGAACUUUUGCAUCCUUGAGCCUGACAUGGUUGUCAUCUUGUCAAUUUCUGAGAUGUCCUCAGAACAUCAGUCUUUCCUGUUGUUUCUGAGCACUUACCAGUGUCUCUUCAAUAACCACACCUUCCUUAGCCCCAGUUUUACUCACACUUCUCUGACCAAGUUUUUCAAAUCUUUGCUUUCUCCUCCUAAUUAUCACAGUAAACUUGGUUAAAAGCUGCCAGUAAUAUCCAUGCCACUGCCUGAAUGCUGGGCUGCCUUGAAAUUUCCUCCAUCCAUUAUUUUAAAUUCAGCCUCACAAAGCGUCUUAGAACAUGGGCAAAAUGUAGACAACUGCUUUAGACUGUAGUUUAAUUUCCAGUAGAAUCGUUCUCUGAAACCUCAUGAGCCCAAUCUUUACUCUCCACUGUCCUGUGGGCAUUCUAGUCUUAUGAAACCCCACCAGAUUCACCCAUUAAGCUUUGCUUAUAACACUUAAAGUUUUUCAGUUUGCAUCUCCAAACUUUAGCAAAUUCCACCCUCCAAGAACUAGCUCCAAAUGCUUCCAAACCAUGUGACCAGGUUAGUCACAUCAAUGACCCUACUUCUCAGUACCAAUUUCUGUUUUAAUCAGUAUUUUUGGCUGCUAUAACCAAAAGAGCUGACAAGAACAAUCUGAUGGCUGAUGGUUUCAGAGGUCUCAGUCCAUAGAUGGCUGGUUCUGUAGCUCUGGACCCAAGAAGAGGUUGGAUAUCAUGGCAGAGAGUAUGGUGAAGGAAAGCAACUCAGAACAUGGCAAUUAGGAAGCAGAAAAUUCUGCUCACCACGGACACAAAAUAAACCCCAAAGGCCCAGUGACUUGUCUCCUCCACCCAGUUAAUCCAUAUCAGAGGAUUAAGCCAUUAUUCCUCUCAUAAUCCAAUUGUUUCAUCUCUGAACAAUGGGAACACCUCAUAUCUAAACCAUAACAAUAAUUCAAUCAUAGUAGGUUGUGUGCAUCCAUAAAUUUAUUUCUUGUAACUUAUCCAACUUGGUGGCAUAUAACUGUAUUAGUCUUAUGAUCCUUUUUAAUGUCUUUUUCAUCUGAUUUUGAAUCUUUUAUUCAACUUUAGUCUUGUUCAAGUUUAGAUAACUGUAAUCUUAUUUUCCAAAACCAACCUUUUUUUUUUGGUUAAUUUUUUGCACAGGUUGAUUAUCCAUUAUCUGAAAUGCUUUGGACAAGAAUAUUUUCAUAUAUAAUAUCUUGGAGGUGAAACUCUAUCCUAAACAUGAAAUACAUUUUAUAUUCCAUAUGCACAUACCCUGAAGGCAAUUUCUUACAGUAUUUUUAGCAUAACUAUUUUCUACAACCUGUCACAUUAAGUGUUUUUCAUUUGUGGCAUCAGGUCAGACAAAAUGUCUUGGAUUUUGGAGGAUUGAUGAUUUCGUAUUUUUAGAGUAGGGAUAUCCAACCUGACUCAUUUUCCUAGUUCCAGUUUCCCUUAUGUCUGAUCUUUAUUAUUUCCUUUCUUGUACUAAUUUUGAAUUGAGCUUGUUUUUUCUAAUUCCUUGAGGUGCAAUUUUGGUGUUUUGAACUAUUUCCUUUCGAAAUAUGCAUUUAUUGCUUUGAACUUCCCUUAGAAAUGCUUUAGUUUUCAUUUUUCCUCUCAAAUUCAAAAUUUACCUUUUCCUCACUGAUUGCUGGUUAUUCAGGAGCAUAUUGUUUAACUUCCAUGUAUUUGUAAAGUUUCUGAAGUUCCUUCUGUUACCAAUUUAUAGUUUUAUACCAUUGUGGCUAAAAAAAAGAUACUUGAUGUAAUUUUAUUAAAAUUUGUUUUGUGGACUAAUGUGAUCUAUCCUGAAGAAUGUUUUAAGUGCACUUAAAAAUAUGUAUUUUGUUCUUGGAUGAAAUUUUGUUUUUUAGAAGUGAAACUCACAUUCAAUGUUUGAUUUUUCUCUCAAUUUAUCCAUUGUUGAAUGUGGGUCAUUGAGGUCCUAUACCAUCUUUCCCUUCAGAUCAUUUAAUAAAAACUGCUAUAUGUAUUUAGGUGCAUACA
Molecule: messenger RNA, 4015 nt
Organism: Ictidomys tridecemlineatus (thirteen-lined ground squirrel)
Lineage: Eukaryota; Metazoa; Chordata; Mammalia; Rodentia; Sciuridae
Gene: Mns1
Product: meiosis specific nuclear structural 1
Biological process (GO): cilium organization
Cellular component (GO): motile cilium
Source: RefSeq, a predicted model, not a curated record